AUGGCCCGCACGGCAAAGUCGUCGGCCUCGCGGAGGUCCGGCCGCUCAUCCGGCUCGUCGACUUCCUCCAACAGGACGGUCCAGACGGAGACGUCUAAGCACAGCGUGCCCAUAAAAUCAGCCGCGACCUCGUUUCUCAUCUACUUUGCCGGGGGGCGCCCGAGCCGCCACUCGCACCUGCGCAAGGAAAAGGUCACCACCGAGACCGACUGCGGCGACUAUACCACCACAUACAUCGAAGACCAGUGGUACUUUGUCGGCCAGCACUACGCCUACGAGGACGACGACGACGGCUCCGUAUACAGCGGCAGCAGCAGCUCCUCGUCCCCGACCCCGCGCCGCAGGAAACCAAUGGCGGGCCGGCGCCGUCCUCCGGAUUCCGACUCUGAUUCGGAUUCCGACUCGUCAUCGUCGGGCGACAGCGCUGCCCCAUACAACCCCGCCCCGAGGCCCGGUCCUCCCGGCGGCAUGCGCGCUGCCCCUCCUCCUGGGAUGCACCCGCCAGGCCCGCCAGGUCAACCGGGCAUGCGCCCUCCCUUCCCUCCCGGGGCCGGUGUGCCGCGCGUCUUCCCGCCUGGAGCAAGACCCAUGCGCCCGCCGGGGAUGCCGGGUCCGCCAGGGGGGCCACCGGGCAUGCCGGGGAUGAUGCCGGGUGGUGCCAGACCACCUAUGCCCAGGCCCAUGGCGACAGCUGGUGGGCCUCCGCCGCCGCCACCUGCGCCUAUCGGUUGA
Molecule: messenger RNA, 732 nt
Organism: Pyricularia grisea
Lineage: Eukaryota; Fungi; Ascomycota; Sordariomycetes; Magnaporthales; Pyriculariaceae
Exons: 1
Coding region: 1-732 (243 amino acids)
Source: RefSeq, a predicted model, not a curated record